This is a messenger RNA of Penicillium atrosanguineum, 1281 nucleotides long. RefSeq lists its product as uncharacterized. The coding region runs from base 1 to 1281 and encodes 426 amino acids. The record is from RefSeq and is a predicted model, not a curated record. The transcript has a single exon. Lineage: Eukaryota; Fungi; Ascomycota; Eurotiomycetes; Eurotiales; Aspergillaceae.
AUGGAGCCUUCCAAGAAGGGCCGCCUGGUACAGCUAUUAUGGUCCGAAAUGACCAGACCACGGCUGCAUACACGCAGACAGGUUAUUGACAAUAUCAUGUCUCGACAGUGGAGAUCUAUCGUUGGGGUUCAUCACCCACCUUCAUCUGUUACACAACCAAAUGGCGCAGGACAAAUCACGUCUCAAGUGAAGGACACACGAGCGGAGCAGACGGCAUCAGAUGGAUCUCUUGAAACGAGAGACACGACUAUCCUGGUCGAGUUUCCGAGAGACAUGAAUGACUUUGAGCACCGCUUCUGGAACGAAACCACCCAAGAUGCGGAGGCACCGGUUUUACUCACAAACCCCAACACCCUCGUGAAGCCCCAAAAGAACUCUAUCGAUGCCAGUCACCCCUCCAUCGCAGCAGCAACCAUAAUUGGCAUAAUCGUCUCUGGAGCAAUUUGCUUCCUUCUCUUUUGGUACAUUAGGCGUGAGCGACGCCGCCGCCGCCUCUCUCAAAUUCAAUCUCCAAGCUCAGAUCUCUUCAAUCCAUCCUCUCUCACCCUAGGCCCAGAAACAAGUAAGACUCUUGACGACUUCCUAAUGCGAGAUGUGCCCCCAGAGCGAGCAUCUCUCAUGUUCAGCCGCACCCGUUCACCAUACGUGACAUAUCUCAUCGAUGGAGCAAACCGCCGCAGCAAUCGCAACAGCUACGAUGAAUCGAGCAGAUUGAUUAAGCUCGAUACACUAGAUACACUCACUAGGGUCUCAACAGAUAUAACUCGACCUAGCUUCAUGCUUUCAGAAUUCUCAUCUUCACUUCCGAGCCCCUCGCUGCAGGGUACCUCGGCCCAGCAUAUAUCGACCACCUCUCCGCGCGCAUCAAUGGCCUCGACAGUCACGCCUUCUCCACGGUCCUCCCAACUCUGGAUAACCACCACAACUGCAACAACUGCAUCUGCAAGCACCGGAAGAAGCCGUUUUCUAACCCAAGAAUCAAUCGCAUCUCAAGCUUUACAGUCCCCACGCAGGUCGCACGCCAUGCCCAGCCUAGCCAGUCCAAUAAUGCAGCCUCGCUCCUCGAACGCUUCCAAGUCUUCGAGCCGAUACUCCGGCAGUAAUGGAGUCCGAAGCUCUCCUCGCGGAAUCAAUGAUCCUCGUGGCACGCGACAUGUUAGAACAAGAAGCUCCCAGAGUGUUUCACCUAGUGUUUCGCCAAUUGCCGAGUCGACUAGUUCUGGACAAUUACCUUCUAUUCCGUCGACUCCAUCGCCUUUGUUUCGGUUCUCCGAGGCUUGA